AUGCUCUGCUCCAACGUUGUCGUGCUCGGCAUCGUCAUGGCUGCUUCGGCGACGGCCCAGCCCGACUUGUUCUUCGAUGGCCAUGACAAUGGCAGUAGCAGCUACAUCGACAACAGUAGCAGCUCACUGCCAGCCUCUGUCUAUACGUUCGACCCCAAGUUUUCCGGCGGCGUGAGUGGCACCAUUAGUGUGCAGUACGCCGGUCCCUUCUCCACUUUUGCGGUCAUCACAUUCUCACUUGACUUCAGCGACGUGAACCAGAGCGAGAUCAUGGCGUUUGAUGGCAAUUGCACCGACGAAGUGAGCGAGUACAAGUGGCACAUUCAUGUCCAAUGGCCUCACGAUCGCGAGUCCGAGUCCUUCAAGCAGUGUGGACUGGCCAUCACUGGCAACCACUAUGACCCGUCGAAGGCGUGCGGCCCCAAUUCUGAGUUUGUCGGAACAAACGAGUGUCUGGCCAAGACUCCAGGAUACAGCUGCAGUCCUGACACGUACGCGAAGGACCCACUAGUUUGUGAAAAAGGCGACUUAUCGGGCAAGUUUGGCGGCAUCAAGCUGGAUGACAGCAAACGAGUUAGCAAAAGGUACUACGAUCGCAACUACCCGCUGCCGGAGGAGAACACACCCGAGUGGAACGUAAUUCUCCAUGCGGUCUGUGGCAAAGCCACUCCUCGCAUAGCGUGCGCUGUCGGCAAACCAUUGACUCAGAUCAGAGGUCCACCUCAGACUACGAGCAGUAGACCUCCGCAGUGA
Hyaloperonospora brassicae is the source of this 753-nucleotide messenger RNA. The record is from the annotation of a GenBank genome assembly. Lineage: Eukaryota; Oomycota; Peronosporomycetes; Peronosporales; Peronosporaceae.